AUAAAGACAAUGCAUUACAUUUUUAGUCGUCACUAAACCCUGAAUAUUCUUUUGAAUGAUUUGAUUUUUGAGCCCUUUUUUACCCAACAGAAGAGUUUCUGCGGUAAACGAAUAAUCCUGAAAUAUUGUACAACAGUACUGGUUCCAUACGAGUUGUUGACUGAAAAUAGAAAGUGAAAGAAGAAUGUGGAACUUUGCUGAAGAAGGCCCUUGAGGACAAGAAUCCAGGCUCUAAAGUGUCCUUGAUAGUGACCCUGCAGGCUUGUUCAGCGAGUGACUCCUGAGCCGAGGAGGGGGCUGCAGUCAGAGUGCUACAUGUCACUCAUGUGUCACCACAAAUUAGCAUGACAAAAGGGCUCUCGUCAGGCAGGGUCAGAGAGGUGUAAUUACCCUGCGCGGCGCUGGUAAAUAGUCGGAGGUGUCUGUGAGCAGGUGGCCCUGCAGCAACAGCUAGACAGCAUUACCUCAACAUGAUGGCUUGCUCCUGAAGUACGCAGCUUUGCUGGUGAUGCUCGGCGCCUCCAAGUGACUGUUGACCCGGUGGUUUCCACGCUGCCACCCUGUUUCCUCGGCCCAUCCCCCCUUCAAAGUAGGAGCAACGUCUUUCUCCUGUCGUGAAUGAGGUAUCUGACUGUACUGCACCUUCGGAGGGACCACAGGAACUGCCUUGGCCUGGCAGGUCUUGAUCAUGAAGGCGGUACGCACCGAAGACACGCUGACCGGUGCUGAAUUCCUCCGUUGGGGUGCUAGUCCGUCGUUGAGAAAGAAUUCCAGAUCUGAGGCGGUCAUGGCUUUCAUCCUGUCCCCAAAUGGCCUUCGCUCCGACGAUGAGGAAGAGAUGGCGGUGUUUGAAUCUACGGCGGCGGAAUACGGAGGUCUGGGACGACCCAGGCUUCCUGAGCUAUCGGUCAUCUCACCAGGACUGGACAUCCGUCAGGCUGCUGCAGAACCGAAGCUGGUGGUGAAACCUGCAGUGGUGCGGCGGGGCAGCGGGGACGAAGGAAACACGGAGAGGGUGAAGGUUUUCCUGCGCAUCCGUCCGCUCACCGAGGCGGAGAGAGAGAGGGGCGAAGAACAGGGCUGUGUGGCGGUCCAGGACGACCAGACUCUGCUCCUCAAAGCGCCGAAAGCCUCUCUGAACAUGAAAACGGCAGAGAAAGGCAUCUCCCAGAGCAUGCACAAGUUCAGCUUCACACAGAUCUUUGCAGCCGAGACGACGCAACAGGAGUUUUACGAGCACUCGAUGAAGUCCAUGGUCGGGGAUGUUUUGAAGGGCGAGAACCGGCUCCUGUACACAUACGGCGUCACCAACUCUGGGAAGACCUACACCAUUCAAGGAACCGGCAGAGAAGCCGGGCUUCUGCCGCGUGCCCUCGCAUCUCUCUUCCGAAAGCUGGAGGGUCGCCUCUACAGCGGCCUGGACCUCAAGCCAGUCUUGUAUCAGGACGUCCGACACCUGGAGCCCUGCGAGGUCCACAUGGAGGAAAUGCGCCGGAACUCUCUGCUCAGUGAGGACAAGAACACGACACGUAGCGGCGGGACCACAACCAUCUGGGACAGCGGGAUCGGAGGAGUCUCGUCCUCCAGUAACAUCCUGACUCAGCUGGGAGACAGCGACAGCGUGAAUCUGGAGCCCGACAGCCUCUCGCACAGCGGAGGCGACGACCUGCAGGAUGGCGUGCGCUUCUCCAUCUGGGUGUCCUUUUACGAGAUCUACAACGAGUUCCUGUACGACCUGCUGGACGCUGCUCCAUCCCAGCAGCCCAGGAAGAGAGCCACGCUGCGGCUGGGCGACGACAAGCAUGGGAACCCCUAUGUGAAGGACCUCAGCUGGAUCCAGGUCCGCAGUGCAGAAGAAGCCUGGAAGGUUCUGCGGGCUGGACAGCGCAACCAGAGCUUCGCCAGCACUCUCCUCAACCAAAACUCCAGCCGCAGCCACAGCAUCUUCUCCAUCCGCGUGCUGCACGUCCACCCGGAGGCAGACUCGGGUCAGAACAUGCACAUCAGCGAACUGACCGUGUGCGACCUCGCCGGAUCCGAGCGCUGUAAAGACCAGCGCAGUGGGGAGCGGAUGAAGGAGGCCAACAACAUCAACACCUCCCUUCUGACUCUGGGGCGCUGCAUCGCUGCUCUGAGGCAAAACCAAAAUAACAAGACUCGCCCCCCUCAGGUGGUCCCAUUCAGGGAGAGCAAGCUGACCCGGGUGCUCCAGGGCUUCUUCUGUGGCAGAGGGACCUCCAGCAUGGUGGUCAACAUCAACCCUUGUGCCUCCAUCUAUGACGAGACCCUCCAGGCCCUCAAGUUCUCCGCCAUUGCGUCUCAGCUGGUCCACGGGCCGUCAACCAAGAACAGGGUCGCCUACAUCCUGUCUCUUCUUCGGGAGCCGGCGGGGAACGCGCACAACGAGAGCACCGUGUUGGAGGAGGAUGAGGACAGUGACAUGGAAGACGGAGACGUCACCAUGUUUGACACUGAGGCCUUGCUGCGAGCCAUUGACGUCCUCAAGGGGGAGUUGCAACGUCAGCGGGUGGAGAAGGACCAGCUGGAGACCAACAUCCGAGAGCAGGUGGUCUCAGAGAUGAUGGAGAUCAUGACCACCAUGCGGGAAGGGUUCAGUGAGACGAUGGAGGUGCAGUGCAGGCUGAUCGAGGAGCGCUGUGAGGAGAAGGUCGCCAACCUGCAGAGGCAUUUGAAGAACUUCUACAGCAAUGAGCUAAAGGAGAAAGAUGAGGAGAUCGCAGCUUUGAUGGCUGAGCUGGAGAAGAAUAGGCAGCCGGUGUCACUAACUCAAAUCCAAGAGGAGACCUGCAGCCUCCGCCGGUCCAAGCGGCUGACGGUCCAGUCACAUGCCAAGCUGCAAGUUGAUUUGGACCAGUGUCUGGCCAAGCUCUCGGCCAAGACUCUCGAGGUGGAAAAACUCCAGAGGCAACUGGAAGUUCCUGCCUCAAGUCGGAACCUCACCAUGUCCGUGGACCGCAAGAUAGAGGAGGGUCAACGGAACCUGAGUCAGCUCCGAGCGGACCUUCAGAGGCUCGGCACCGACCUGCAGUCCGGAGAACGAGCAUGCUGUCGCAACACCGGAGGCGAGCGUCUGCGUCAGGCGCUGAGCUCCGCCGACGAAACUUUGGCCAAGCAGGACCAGAUCUUGUCGGAGCUCCAGAACGGUCUGACGCUCAUCAAAGCAGACCUGAGGAGAAAGGCCACGCAGGCCCCCGCCGCACUACCGCCCCUGACCACUGCAGGGUCCACGCCGGGGUCGUGCAACAAGAGGGGCUGCGCUGCCGCGCCACACUGUGACACGGAGAACCGCCCUCCAAACAAACGCCCCUUUUUCCAGUCCCUGUUUCCUUCUCGGACACCGACGCGGAAGUACAACACGCGCACUGCGGAGGAGAAUGUGACGCCGUACUCCCGGAUCCUGCGCUCACGACAGCACUCCCCCCCUCCAAGCCCCAUGAUGACACCCCGCACCCACAGGGGGAAGUAUUGACACCCCACAUUAUGUGUAAACCUUUAAUAUAUUCCUUUAUCACAUUCUUUUCUACGUUUGUUGUGAUGCGUUGGUUGUUUCUGUUAAAAAUGUAACUGAAUCAUUUUCUACAGCAGUGAUUGUGCUGUCGGUGGCAUUGAUACUUUAUUUUCAGUAUGUACAUAAAUACAAAUUUGUCUUGUUUUGAGU
This is a messenger RNA of Synchiropus splendidus (mandarinfish), 3679 nucleotides long. RefSeq names its product kinesin family member 20A (gene kif20a). Gene Ontology annotation, biological process: mitotic spindle assembly; microtubule-based movement. Gene Ontology annotation, cellular component: nucleus; spindle microtubule. The transcript has 23 exons. Gene Ontology annotation, molecular function: ATP binding; microtubule binding; plus-end-directed microtubule motor activity. Bases 689 to 3490 code for a protein of 933 amino acids. The record is from RefSeq and is a predicted model, not a curated record. Lineage: Eukaryota; Metazoa; Chordata; Actinopteri; Syngnathiformes; Callionymidae.